Molecule: messenger RNA, 3424 nt
Organism: Xiphophorus hellerii (green swordtail)
Lineage: Eukaryota; Metazoa; Chordata; Actinopteri; Cyprinodontiformes; Poeciliidae
Gene: hmgcs1
Product: 3-hydroxy-3-methylglutaryl-CoA synthase 1 (soluble)
Biological process (GO): acetyl-CoA metabolic process
Molecular function (GO): hydroxymethylglutaryl-CoA synthase activity
Source: RefSeq, a predicted model, not a curated record
CUGUCUGUGGAGUUUAUGGUGCGUGAGCCGUGGUUGGAUAGGAGCCGGGUGUCAGCGCCGUGUGGACGCUCCGUGGUCCUGUCAUCAGUAAAUAUAAAGUCAGCUCUGGCUGAGCAGCAAAGCAACAGCAGAGGAACUGAAACGUUUCCCUUCACGACAAUUGACUUCACACGCAGGAUGCCAGGAUCAGCCUCCAAUAACUGCUUAGGACCCUGGCCCAAAGAUGUGGGAAUCAUCACCAUGGAGCUGUACUUCCCAUCCCAGUAUGUAGACCAGGCUGAGCUGGAGGAGUUCGAUGGCGUGACAGCUGGAAAGUACACAGUGGGACUGGGACAAGCUCGGAUGGGUUUCUGCUCGGACCGCGAGGACAUCAAUUCUCUGUGCCUCACCGUGGUCCAGAGACUAAUGGAGAGGAACAGCCUGUCCUACGACUGCAUUGGCCGGCUGGAGGUUGGCACGGAGACCAUCAUCGACAAGUCAAAAUCCGUCAAGACAGUCCUGAUGCAGCUGUUUGAGGAUUCUGGCAAUACAGAUGUGGAGGGGAUUGACACCACAAACGCUUGUUACGGUGGAACAGCUGCACUCUUCAAUGCUGUUAACUGGGUGGAGUCCAGCUCAUGGGAUGGACGCUAUGCUUUGGUUGUUGCCGGGGACAUCGCUGUUUACGCCACAGGAAGUGCUCGGCCUACAGGGGGCGCUGGUGCAGUGGCCAUGCUCAUUGGGCCUAAUGCUGCUUUGACCUUUGAAAGAGGUCUGCGGGGAACCCACAUGCAGCACGCAUAUGACUUCUACAAGCCUGACAUGGUGUCAGAGUACCCUGUAGUGGACGGCAAGCUGUCAGUUGAAUGCUACCUGAGUGCCUUGGACCGCUGCUACUCUGUGUACCGCAAUAAGAUCCACGCACAGUGGCAAAGAGAGGGUUCCGACAAGCACUUCAGCCUGGACGACUUUAACUUUUUAGUCUUCCACUCUCCGUACUGCAAGCUUGUCCAGAAGUCUGUGGCUCGACUGAUGUUGAAUGACUUUCUGAAGCACCCCAGCCCCGACACAGAGGCGGGACCUUUCGCUGGAUUCGAUGCCUUCAGAGACGUGAAGCCAGAGGAGACGUACUUUGACAGGGACGUGGAGAAGGCCUUCAUGAAGGCCAGCGCUCAGCUGUUUGAGACCAAGACCAAGGCGUCACUGCUGCUGUCCAGUCAGAAUGGAAACAUGUACACACCCUCUGUGUAUGGCUGCCUGGCUUCACUAAUAGCACAACACACAGCAUCUCAGCUGGCAGGGCAGAGGGUGGGCUUGUUCUCCUAUGGGUCAGGGUUUGCUGCAACCUUGUAUUCUCUCAGGGUCACUCAGGACCAUACGCCUGGGUCUGCACUGGACAAGCUUGUCUCCAGCUUGAGCGACCUGAGGGUCAGACUGGACUCCAGGAGAAAAAUGUCACCUGCAGCUUUUUCUGAAAUCAUGAAGCUCAGAGAGGAGACUCACCACCUGGCUAGCUACAUCCCUCGAAGCUCGGUGGAGGAUCUGUUCCCGGGGACGUGGUACCUGACCCGAGUGGAUGACAAACACCGCAGGGAGUACGCCCGCAGAGCCCUGGAUGAUGAGCUGCCGGCAGAGCCAGAGCUGGUUCGCACUGCUUCAGCCUCUGAGCACAUCCCCAGUCCAGUCAAGAAAAUGCCUCGCAUGCCUACAGCUGUGGCUGGCCCAGGGGCCACCAGCAGCAACUGACAGCGUCUGUGUCCCCUCCCACAUGGCGGGGCCCAGCAGAGUAGAACUGGACAAACAGACAGUAGCUGGGCCCAGCAGGAGGGCCGGGGGGUCCAUCAGGAGUUCUGCCUUCCACCUACCACCAAGCCCUGCUUUUCAAAGUCAUACAUUUCUUUUUAUUAUUUGGUUUUUCAAUAUUUAGAUUCUUCGGCGGUUCCUGUUUUUCAAAGUCCAUUUUCAAAUGUAUCUUUAGUUUUGCAUUGGUGCAGAAUUGAUGGUUCCAUUUGGGAGGAAAACAGACGUAUCAUGCUGCCAACACUCAGUCAACACCAUUAAAUAAACCAAAUUAUUUAUGCUACAGCUGAGUAGGAAAACAAAGGGAGCGUAGUGAAAGAUGUUGCCUUGGUGAAACAACAGGUGAUGCAGCUUAUCUUAUUCACUGUGUUCUGUGAAUUCAUUACGUUUUUUUACUGUUAAAAUUGUGCUGUUUCUAAUAUUCUGGCCUCCAUCUGGUGACGUUUGGAGCAAAACACCAGGAAGCGCUCUCUCUCUCUAAUAUAUGACAUCAUUCGUCAGCCCUUGGCUUUUAUUUAAACUUUUGUUGGCUAAGGCAGCCAUGACACCUGAACACCUGAGUGUGAUGCUGCAUGGCAAUGACACUGCUGUUAAUGUUGACCUAGCAUGGUUAUCAGCUGGGAUUUCUUCCAAAAACACAAGGAGCACCAAACAGAUCAGUAUAGGAACAUCAUUGGCCUCAGCAUCCUUAUUUCCGACUUGAUCAUUUCUCUAAUUGGAUGUUAGAGCUGUAAGUUUCCACAAAGUUUUACCAUAAUGUUUAAAAGUGUCAUUGACAUUGUCUGUGAGGCCUGCUCUGCAAUACAGUUAUGCACUGCUGGCAGCAAAGUAGCAACAGCAGGUUGGGGUCUAGCUUCUCAACAACCUUUCGGUUAAUUUAUUGGGUUUGUUUAGUAAAGCGGCUAAUUUUACUGUGAUGGACCAAUAGAGCUGUGGGUUGACAUGUUAAAAGUUUAGUCUUUGUUUCAUGUAAAAUCUAUUUGAUGCUCCCCAGCCGUCACAAACCUCUGUGCCACAAGAACCUCACACUGCUCCCUCUGCUGGACCAGAAGAAGUAUCACGGCAUCAUAUGUCAGUUUGACCACAUUUUUGAUCCUGUAAUUGACCAGAUGCUAACUAAACAGGGAAACUUUGGUUGGUGAUGCACAAGAACAGGAGAGUCACAUGAACCCAGCAGGACUGAGCAGUUGAUGCUUUGUCUGUCUGUCAGCUGCUGCAGCUAACAAAACAAACAGAUGUGGAGACAGCCUUGGAACAUGGUGCAGUAGGUGGUGGCUCUGGCUCAUGGCAGCUUGGAUACUUGAUAUUAUAAUAACUUUCUUUUAGAGAAGCCUUACAAUAAGCACCUGGGAAGUGCAAACUGUACAUAUUAUAAAGAUUUGCAUUCAAUAAUGUACAGAUCUAUUCUUUUAAACUGUAAAGUCAGUUGGUUGAGCUGUACCAGCUUCAGUAGUGUCCUGCAUUAUGGUGUGCUCUUGCUGCCUGGCUCAAAGGUCACAUGACCCUUUCCAGUGUUGAUGGUUGUACAGCAUGAAUUAUGAUUAUUUAUGUCAUGUAGAUAUGAAUGUAUUAAUGUUCCACCAGAUUCAUUAAAACAGAGACUUGUAUACACAUGUAGAGUGGGAAUAAAUGAGGAUGAAACGUG